Molecule: messenger RNA, 1915 nt
Organism: Daphnia pulicaria
Lineage: Eukaryota; Metazoa; Arthropoda; Branchiopoda; Diplostraca; Daphniidae
Exons: 6
Coding region: 109-1779 (556 amino acids)
Source: RefSeq, a predicted model, not a curated record
AAAUCGACAGUAGGAUUACACAGACGACUUUUAGGAAGCAACUAGACAUCUUACUUCUUUUUAGAGCUUAAUUCAGUUUCACAUUCAUUUUGGCUGCAACAUUUAACAAUGAGAUUAAUUUUUCUAGGCUUGCUAGCCCUUUGUUGCAUCUCGUCUGCUUUGACGACCACCAGUGAAGGUAACAGUACAGAGGAUAGUUUAGCAGAUGGAUCAACUAAGGAGGUAAAGGUGUGCAUCGUAUGCGUGACGGCUGACCAAAGCGAAGAAGAAGAAGAAGCAAAUCCAUCCGAAGCGAAUGCCCAUCACGAAACUUCACACUCGGAGAGAAAACAAAAGUGGAGGAAAAAAUGGCUACUCAGACGAGAAAAGAAUCGUUUUAUGGAUCAUCACCAUCAUCAUCCCCACCAAGAGCAGAAAUGGAAUAAAAAAGUUAGGCGAUUCCAUGAACGUAAAAACCGCUGGAAUGAAAAGAAGAAGUUCUUAAAGAAAAUUCAGUACGCAGAGCGUUCAUCUCAUACCGACAAUUUGAAUACCGCCAUGGACAAGAUGCUCGAGCAUUUCACAGGAACGUUGAGCAACGGGAAUUCGACAUUCACUUUAAGACUGGAUAAACCUCACGUGGACAUGAAAAUUGUACCCUGGACGUUCGUUGAACUCGAAAAAACCAAUACAUCAAACGCUUCAAGAAAUCCAACAGCCGAAGCGGAAACUGCCGAUUCCGAUGUGGAAGAUAACGAAGAUGACACGAAUGCAGAGGAGGACUCUAAACAAGGACCUGCCAAUACUGAAGAUGAAUCGCAAACAUCAGCCGAGGCAAACACUGUGAAAGAGGACACUAAUAAGGCCACAGAGGACGAUAACGAUGACGAUGACGACGAUGAUGACGAAGAGGCAAUCACCGAAACUUCCGCCAAUGUUACUUGUCAAACAAACAAUAGCACCAAGCGAUAUUACCUUACUUCAAAGCCUGUUCCCGUUGUGCUAUCGAACGGUGCUGUCGAGUAUAACCUAAAAUUACUCAGCGAAGAGGAAAUCAAGUGCAGAAAUGGGUCCACUACGGAACAGUCUACUGAACUUGAGGAUGAAGGCAAAGAGCCAAAGAUGAGCAAAAGGCGUCAGCGAGCAUACGCGAAACGUUAUUCACGAAGAUCGUUUACCAGAGUGGAAGGCGCUGAAUUGAUAGAAAGAAACGGCGAUGUCAUGAUCGGUUCACGAGAGAACUCCAGUAUCCAUGUCGUCGAUGUUCAAUUGAAAAUUGGACCCAUCACUUUUAUUAUGAACAAAAAAGUUGCCUAUCCAUUUAGAAAAUCUCGUGUAGCUUUUCCCGCUCUGAUGGCUCGUCUUCGUUUAAAGAUUUCGGAAGGACAAUUGAUGUCAGCGAGAUUCAAGCCCAAAAAGAUCCAACCAAGUGAAGCAAUUGUCACUCUCCAAUUAAAGGAAAAUGAAGCGCUAAUUAGCACUGAGCAAGUGAUUGCCAAACUUGUGGGUUACCUGAGCCAGGAGACAACUAGCGCUUGGAAUUCGGGCUACCUUCUGCGCCGACUCAAGGGCAAAUUCAAGCAACUUUACAUUGGAAAAACAGUUCAUAAAAAAAUUGAGUUCAACAACGAAGACGCGCGGAAACUUGUCGAGCUCUUGACAGCCCAUUCGCUUAGCUCCAUUUCUGACCAGCAACAACCUUCAGCAGAGCAUCCGACUACAUAUGCACCAGUACUAAAUGAACUUGAGGAGGUUGAAGUAUUGCCGUCCUUCACUACAUCAAGGCCCAUUACCCAAUAAAACCGGAAUUUUUCCAUCGCUAAAACCCAAGGUGUUGUUAGUGCCCUUUUUAGCCUACUGUAGAUAUUUCGUUUUCAGCACGGGUAUCUGUUAUCUGGAUCUUUAAUUGAAUCUGAAAUACAUAUACUGCUAUUUA